CGUACAUCAGUCGCGAGUGCACGUCGAAAGUAUACUCACUUUAAUCAAAACAAAGCGCUUUUCGUCUUACUGUCAUACCUUGAUGUCAACAAUCCCAUUUCGUAGCUUUGAUUAAAAUAACUACGGUGUGAACAGGUUUCAGGGGGGUUAUCCGAAUUUGGCCAGAUAAGUGAUUCCUCGUCUUUUAUGCCUCAAAAAACUUGCAUGACAUGUAUGUGUAUCUGAAUAUAAGAAUUUGUAUAAGCGGUUAAGCAUGUGACAUUAAAUCUAACACCUGUGAAUACAUGAGCGAAUAAUUGCAUAAGWGGUAGUGAAUCUUAAAGCCUUUUUCAGAAAUUUAUGCAAGCUUAGAAAAAACUUUCUUUACUGCAAACAAAUUAAGCGAACUUUAAUUAUGAAUAUUUCAAAAAUCUCUUUGGAAACACCAAAAUCGGAUUUAGAUUUCGGUGAUAAGCAAGAAGCUAAGCAACCGAGUGCUUUGAAAAUGGCCAGUAUGACCAGAAGACGUUCCUCAGCAGCAUCUACAUGUUCAUAUAGCUCAGCAUGCUAUACUGGUAGCUCAGAUGAAGAUAAUGUGUCCCCGCGCGAAAACAGGCAGAGCAACAGCACAGGUAGUUCAGAUUUUUGUGUAAAAAAUAUAAAUGCACAACAAGCUUUCGGAAGGAGAGAAAUCGAAAUAGCAGAAAAAGAAAUGCCGGGGAUAUUGGCAUUGCGAAAGCGCGCUUCAGAGGAUAAGCCCCUCAAAAAUGCACAGAUUGUGGGUUGCACACAUAUAAAUGCCCAAACAGCUGUGCUUAUUGAAACAUUAGUUGAAUUAGGAGCUUCCGUUCGCUGGGCAGCAUGUAAUAUAUACUCCACACAGAAUGCGGUAGCUGCAGCGCUUGCGGAGGUUGGUAUUCCCAUAUUUGCAUGGCGUGGUGAGACUGAAGAAGAUUUCUGGUGGUGCCUUGACAAAUGUGUCAACUCUGAAAAUUGGCUUCCAAAUAUGAUACUGGAUGAUGGUGGCGAUGCCACUCAUUUAAUGUGGAAGAAAUAUCCAAUUAUUUUCAAGGCGAUUAAAGGCAUUGUCGAAGAGAGUGUGACUGGUGUUCAUAGAUUGUAUCAAUUGGUGAAGACAGGAAAACUAACCGUGCCUGCAAUAAAUGUUAACGAUUCCGUAACAAAAGCAAGGUUCGACAACUUCUAUAACUCAAAAGAUUCAAUUUUGGACAGCCUGAAAAGAUCAACAGAUAUUAUGUUUGCUGGCAAACAAGUAGUUGUUUGCGGCUAUGGGGAUGUUGGAAAAGGUUGUGCACAAAGUCUUCGAGGACAAGGCUGCAUAGUCUAUGUAACCGAAAUUGAUCCAAUAUGUGCGUUGCAAGCAAGUAUGGAUGGAUUUCGCGUAGUUCGCUUAAAUGAAAUUAUUCGUCAAAUGGACAUUGUUGUUACGGCUACUGGCAACAAAAAUGUGGUUAACCGAGAGCACAUGGAUCGUAUGAAAUCGGGUUGCAUUGUUUGUAAUAUGGGACAUUCUAAUACCGAGAUCGAUGUGAAUAGUUUGCACUCUGCUGAACUGUCGUGGAUGAGAGUGCGCUCUCAGGUAGACCACGUAAUUUGGCCCGAUGGUCGAAUAAUUAUCCUUUUAGCAGAAGGACGUCUUSUUAAUUUGGCUUGUUCGUCGGUUCCAUCAUUUGUGGUAUCAGUUACAGCUGCAGCGCAAGCGUUGGCUCUCAUAGAGUUAUUCAAUGCACCGGUUGGUCGUUAUAAAUCUGAUGUCUACCUGUUGCCUAAAAAAAUGGAUGAAUAUGUCGCAAGUUUACAUUUACCCAUACUAGAUGCUCAUUUGACAGAACUUACCGAUGAGCAAGCCAAGUACCUAGGUCUAAAUAAGGCUGGGCCAUUUAAGCCUAACUAUUAUAGAUAUUAAAUAUAAUAAGCCUUUAGUAACAAACCCUUGUUACAUACUAUAUACAUGCACGUAUGUAUAGCUAUAUGAUUAUUAUUGUAUUACAUAUAUUUUAUAUCUGUAUGAGCCAAAAGCUGAUAUACGUGUGAGCUAUUCUAAUUUGGUUGCAAAAAUAUAACUUCCAUGUUAACAUCGAGA
This is a messenger RNA of Bactrocera latifrons, 2083 nucleotides long. RefSeq names its product putative adenosylhomocysteinase 2. Gene Ontology annotation, cellular component: cytosol. The coding region runs from base 395 to 1906 and encodes 503 amino acids. NCBI's taxonomy places the organism in Eukaryota, Metazoa, Arthropoda, Insecta, Diptera, Tephritidae. The record is from RefSeq and is a predicted model, not a curated record. The transcript has 10 exons. Gene Ontology annotation, biological process: L-methionine cycle.